Molecule: messenger RNA, 2175 nt
Organism: Colletotrichum truncatum
Lineage: Eukaryota; Fungi; Ascomycota; Sordariomycetes; Glomerellales; Glomerellaceae
Source: RefSeq, a predicted model, not a curated record
AUGGCACAGAAUAUUCAGCUUCCGCCGUUUCGUCCGGCUCAUCCUUCUCAACAGCAGUUCCACUCUUUUGACCCCAGAAAUGCUGCAUCGCAAGGUCCUGCAAAUCACUUGAACACAGCAGGACAUCCCUAUGGAGAGUCUCGACCGCUGCCGCCUUUACAAAAUCACUCACACUCAAAACAUUCAGGUGCCACGCUGCCGUCCAUGUCUAAGCAAGCUCCCAUUCCUCGGCCGGUAGUACCGGGGCAGCCAGUCAACCAUGAACAUGCACCGGCCGAAAACCUUCCGGCUGUUGCCUCCGACAUCGUAUCAGCAAACCGGUCAUCCGGAUCACCUAUGGAAGGUACGAACGGGACUUCUGGAGGCAAAUCUGAGGACUCUGCCCAGUCCCGUAGGUUUGCGGAUGACUAUACCAAAGUCUGCGCGCUCAUCAAUGAGAGCGACCCUGAUGCGAUCAGACGCGCUAUCCGAGACAACUUUGAGAAAUGUCUUUUGGGUUCUCAGUAUCACAUGAUAUUCAUGCUGACCAUUGGUCUGCAUAGAGCAGACGAAGGUGUCUUGCAAAGACUGGUCCGGGAUUUCGGCCAACGGCUAGUGUCUAUAGGCAAGCGGGAACUUAUCGACUGGAUGAACCAAGCCGACUUGGACGAAAUGGCGGAGAGGAUUCUCGCCAAGGCCAGUAAUGCCUUCCUCGACAAGGCACUGGUUACCCGCCUGCAAACGAUCGAAGCUCGGCGCCUCGUUAACGCCCUGGCCCGGGCAGAACGGCUAGGAUACGAUACUGAUGACAUCGUCGAGAGCGACGAGUAUGUCAUCCCUACGGCUCCUGGCAGCGCCUCAGCAACGCCCCCAAUUCCUUCUACGCAUUUUGUGACGGCGACAGCGCAUCAACAAGCCGCGCCUCAUUCUCAUCCUUCACCUUCUGUAUCAGGACAGGUCGGAGACCUCCAGAACCCCCAAUGUACCUUUUGUCACCGCAUCUUCGGGGCGGCAUCUGCAUGGGGCCAUCACUUGAAGCAGAAGGUCUGCUUAAAGCCGCCUGCUACGAUUGGCAACAGCGAACAGAUCCUUGCUUGCCCUCAUUGUGGACAGUCUUUUGGGGGUGUGGCUGGCAUACAAUACCACAUGCUGAGCAAGGUCUGUGGUGACUUUGGCGAAAUCACCAAGGAGAUGGUCGCGGCUGUCAAGCCGAUGCCCAGGACAGCCUGGAGGGCUGGCUCGGUAAACGAGCUUAAUCGCCCAACCAAGCGUUCCGCGCCCGAUAGCACUCCCGUAUAUAUCUCCUCUAGCAACAAUAGCCCCGCUCCUCGCGAGAUGCCAUCUUCGAUGCUGCAAACGCCCAAGGCUGUUCCGUCAAGCAUGAACACUGCAAGAAGCGAAGAUCUUCCCCUUGGCACUCCACGACCCAAAGAUAUGAGCCACCUUACUGCACACCAAAUCGAGUCUUUGAUGGGAGACCUCCGAAGAGCAGAGGAGGACUUCAAGGCAAAGAUUGAUAAAGCGCAGGCAAGUGGCGAAAGCGAGGAUAAAAUUGCAAAGAGGCUCACGAGCCUGCGCAACUCUUAUGCAUGCAAACAGAGCACUAUCCGCAAGAAGUACGGCAUCAAGCUGCGGGAGCGACGUGGCCGGGCCGAGAUGGAUGCGGAGCGUGAGCGAAUGGGCUACGGCGCCGUUGCCCGUCAGGAAACCCAGGGAUCUGAGGACAAGCAUGCCGACAAACGCGCCCGUGUCAACGAUGCUGGAGACGCAACCACCACCAAGACGCAAGGCACGCCACUCAAGCAGGUUGCUGUUGCUGAUAUCGGUAGCGGCUUGACGGGAUCGAAUGCAACUGCCGCUACAGAAGAUCCUACAGCAAGCACGUCACAGGCUCCACGGGCGUCGCAAGACGAGACUUCUCGCCGGCCCUCGUCCUCUUACCAACAGGGAAACCAUCGCGUGGAGAUACACGUGCCUAGCCCAACAAAGAGGAGGUUUGUUUCGGCGGCUGCGGACGGCACGCCGAUAUCGAAUUUGCCGCCGUCGAAGUCGCCGCCCAAGGUGUCGUCGGGUGGGACCAUGACGGCCGAUGAGUUGUUGCGACAAAUAAGGGGCGGUAAUACCGAUUCGUCAGAGUCCGACUCGGAUUCGGACUCGAGCUCCGAUGACGACGGGGACGGCAAAGGUCAAGAAUAG